UACAGGGGCCGAGUGGAAGUGAAGAGAAGGAGAAACGACUAUUUAAUUGUGUACCAGGUCCCUGGCACCAACAGUAUAGUAUGUCAAGAUCAUUCUUCUACAUCUGAACACCUUCUAUUUUCUGUCCUUUUGAUACCUUAUUGUAAAAAUGCCAGCAUUUAAGAACACAAAGGAUACAAUGUUCUGUCUUGGAAAUUAUUUAGUAAUAUUAAUGAUAAUUAUGAUGAAUAUUUCUGAAUCUAUGUCUAAGCCUACAGUAAUAGUUCAAUCAACAAAUGUUAUGAAGUCAAACAAAUAUUUACCACAGGAUAUUAAUUUAUCAAAAAAAUCAAUAAAUAUUAAAAAUCAACGGCAAUUAGAUCAAUUACUAAGACCUAGAAUAAAAGAAAUAAUUAAGAGAGAUGCUUCAAUUGAAAAAUUGAAAGAUGAUAGUUUGUUUCCGGUUCUACGGGUCACGCCAAUUUCUCUUGUGGAGUUGGGGUAUUAUCCAGAUGAGAGAGAAGUUUUUUAUGAAGAAGACAUGGAUGAAUUGUUAAAAUUACAAAAAAAAUUACACAUAUUAAAUAAUCAGAAUAAAAGAGGUGAUAUUAAUCCAAUACUGAUGGAGUAUUAUGAUAAUAUUGAAUCAGGUGAUGAUAAAAUUCCUGUUAGAGGUGAUCUUGUUAGACGUAACAAACGAUCAUCAGAUGAUUAUGAUGAAUACUGGGGUUACGGUGAAGAUGAAGGUGUUAAGAUUGAUGAUGAAGUCAAUAAGGAUAAUCGGACAUUACCCAAUAAUUAUUUACCAAGAAAUAAUAAUGACAAUGUUGCUGAAUAUAAAAGGAAUUAUGAGCAACGAAAUUUUUUAGAUUCAUCUAAUUCUCAAAUGGAAAUGGAAUUAGAGAAAAAAUUGAAGGACUAUAUUGCUCAUAAUCAGCCUAUUAUGAUAAGAAGAAAAAAUAAACAUGAUAUGAAUAAUGUAUCAAAUAAAUUACAGAUUCAUUUAAAAUCAGAACAUGAAAGAAUGCUUAAUAAAGCUCCAGUUUCAGCACAAAUAAUUAUUUUAAAAAAUUCAUCUAGAGGAUUAGAAUUUGAGGGUUUCGAGCCAAGAAGCAAUUUUGAGGGAGAAAUUGAUUUCCCAGGAAUAAAUCCAAAUCGUGAAGGCCUGGAGGCUACUCAUUUUCCGUCAAGUGCUCGAACAACACCAAAACCACGAAGAGAACCUCCAGGCGCUUGUAUAUGGGCCAUUGUUCAAUGUUGCACUUCGAGUGUUGAUCGAUUAACUAGGUGUUUUGAACAUAUGGGUUGCCCUGGUGUCAAUUGGGAUUCUGAUCCAUGUCGAAGAGCUGUUGCAGAUGCUGCAAGAGCUGAGAUCCUCAAGUAUUAUGCGAAUACUGAAUAGUAAAUCUUGUUUACUUCAGCUUCUAGUCAAGCAUAUUUUACUUGUUGAUUUCCUCAAGCAAAAAUAGAUUUCUUUAUUUCAUUCAUUCGUAUAUUUAUUACUAAUGUGAAAUUUGUAUAUAUAUUUUUUUAGUAUCUACACAAUGUUAUUUUUAAAAAAAAUAUUUUAAACAAAAUAC
Chelonus insularis is the source of this 1559-nucleotide messenger RNA. It is a transcript of the gene hdly, whose product is annotated as hadley. The record is from RefSeq and is a predicted model, not a curated record. The coding region runs from base 149 to 1381 and encodes 410 amino acids. The transcript has 4 exons. NCBI's taxonomy places the organism in Eukaryota, Metazoa, Arthropoda, Insecta, Hymenoptera, Braconidae.